This is a messenger RNA of Terrapene triunguis (Three-toed box turtle), 1012 nucleotides long. Its product is annotated as olfactory receptor 1361-like. Gene Ontology annotation, cellular component: membrane. Gene Ontology annotation, molecular function: G protein-coupled receptor activity; olfactory receptor activity. The annotation marks the transcript as partial. The transcript is spliced from 2 exons. Gene Ontology annotation, biological process: G protein-coupled receptor signaling pathway. Lineage: Eukaryota; Metazoa; Chordata; Testudines; Emydidae. The record is from RefSeq and is a predicted model, not a curated record.
AUGGACAGCACCAACGGCAGCGUCCACCCUGACUUCCUCCUGCUGGGGCUUUCCAGCCACCCCGGCCAGGAGCACCUGCUCUUCUCCCUCUUCUUCUGCAUGUACCUCCUCAACCUGCUGGGCAACCUACUGAUCCUGCUGCUGACCCGCUCCGACCCCCGCCUGCGCGGCUCCCCCAUGUAUUUCUUCCUCAGCCACCUCUCGCUGGUGGACGUCUGCUUCACCUCCACCACCAUGCCCAAGAUGCUAGCCAACCUGCGUGCCCAGCGCCAGGGCAUCCCAUACAUCGGGUGCCUGGUGCAGAUGUACUUCUUUGUGGCCUUCGCCAUCACCGAGAACUUCCUGCUGGGUGCCAUGGCUUUGGACCGCUACCUGGCCAUCUGCCGGCCCUUGCGCUACGCCGUCCUCAUGAGCCCUCUGCGGCGCCAGGCGCUGGUGGGCUCUUCCUGGCUGCUGGCCCAUAUCCACUCCCUGUUGCACACCCUGCUGAUGUCCCGGCUCUCCUUCUGCGGCCGCACCCGCCUCCCGCAUUUCUUCUGCGACUUCCAGCCCUUGCUGGCCUUGGCCUGCUCCCGGAAGCGGCUCAACGAGCUACUCAGCUUCUUGGAGGGGGGCGUCCUCAUCAUCGGGCCCUUCCUCCUCAUCGUCCUCUCCUACGCCCGCAUCCUCUGGGCCGUGCUCCGGGUGCCCGAGAGGCGCGGCAAGGCCUUCCAGACCUGCGGUGCCCACCUGGCCGUGGUGGGGCUCUUCUAUGGCACGGCCAUCAGCGUCUACUUCCGGCCCCUCUCCAGCUACUCCGGGGACAGGGACAAGCUGGCCACGGUCAUGUACACCGUGGUCACCCCCACGCUCAACCCCUUCAUCUACAGUCUGCGCAACCAGGACAUAAAGGCCGCCCUGAGCCAGGGCCUAGACAGGCUAAGGGGGGCGUGGUGGGGCUGGGGUCAGGAGAGUCGGGGCCGGCGCCGUUACAGCCUGCGGCCAAAACUCCUGAUCGUAAACUAUCGCGCAG